AUUAGUAAUUUAUAUUCUAUAGUGUUGAAGCAAAGCGUGUAGUUGAGAAGCCGACAAACUGACAAGAGAGGAGCGCGCAACUUGACUAUUUUUAGUGCUUGCGAGUCAUCAAAAGGAGCAAGACCUAUCUAUCAGAACGUGUACGAUCCUAACCAGUAUUUUGGAUAUAUCUAACUUAAAUUAGAUACCAUUGUGUCUUUAUGGAAUAACUUAGAUCAAUAGUAAAUAAUACUAUAACUACACCAUGUUAAGCGGUACCGGACAGUAUUUUCCACCGGAAUAUCUCCAUUCGAUUCCAACAUCAUCGCCUGAAAACCAAAAGAGUCCAUUGGAGUUAUUGGCUCAGACAUGCAGCAGUAUUGGCAAAGAAACAACUCCAACAAAGAUAUCGUUGCCAGCAUUGGAAAAAUCAAAUGAUAAACAACGUAAGUCACCCUCUUUGGAUGACAAGUCAGUCCACGGCGAUGAAAAGUUAAGGGAAUCCCCAAAAGAAAGCGGAAAACCUGGAUUCCGUUCGGUUCCUUAUACCGAGAUGCCACCAUUAGUCCCAAUACUCAACCACGACGAUAGUUCCAACAGUUCAACAGGAAGAAAAUCUAGUCCCCUAACAGUCAUAGAGCAUAAGGAAAAGGCACCCGUUUUAGAGAAGAAAUCGUCCCCGGUUAAACUACAGAGUCCCCCGAAAGAGAAUCCAUCAGAAGUACGCAAAACAUCUUCAACUUCACCAAAAAUUCACCACAAGCAAUCAGUACCUUCUCCAAUUGGCGCCCAACGUGUUCCCACUCCGGCUAGUGUAUCUGCAGCUCACAGUGCUUAUUUAAAUGGACUAAAACCAACUUCGAAUCCACUCUACAGUGGUUUUUCUGGUGCUCACCACUUACCAUAUUCAGCUGGAUUAUCUCUCAUGGGUCAUGGAAUAUCACCCGAAGCCGCCGCUGUUUACCAGUCUCAGCUUUUAGCCCAUUCGGGAUUACACAUCCCAGGAUUUUCAGCGGCAUCUGCAGCAGCUGCAGCUGCCCAACAUUCUGCUUUAAAAGCCAGUGCUGCUGCUGCUGCCUCAAUGAACCCUUAUGUGAGUUAUACUCGUGUUAGAACCCCAUCAGGUGCUACAACUCUUGUACCAGUGUGUAAAGAUCCCUAUUGUACAAAUUGCCAAUUAACUGUUCAAACAUCCCAUACUUCAGCAACUUGUAAAACACCGGGAUGUUCCCAAUGUGCUCAUGAAAAAGCUUUAUUAGGACUAGCUGCCAGUUCACCAGGCAUGGGACUUGCUGGAAGUCCUUUGUCGUUUUAUCCACAACUUUCAUCUUUACAAUCUAGUGCUACAGGACUUUCAUCUUUACAUUCCCCUUAUCACCAUCCCCAUAGUGCUUUAAGUGCCCAUCAAGGACUACCAUAUGUGUGUAACUGGGUUGCAGGACAUGAUUAUUGUGGUAAACGAUUUAAUUCAUCAGAAGAACUCAUGCAACAUUUAAGAAGUCAUACAUCGAGUAUAGAAUCCGGUUUACCAGCUGGUUAUGGACUUGGUUUACCUUCAGGUCUAUCAGCUGCUUCUGCAGGCUUGGCUCAUUUGGGAGGCUCCGCACCCAUUAGUCCCAACGCUAUACGUAGAGCUUAUCCAACUAGUCUGAGUCCUGGAGUAUUGGGAAACGGUAGAUUUCAUCCUUAUAAAUCGCCUUUAGGAAGUGUAGCUGCUCCGCCAUCAGCCCAACAAUUCCCUCCAUUGAGUGCUUACUACCCACCCUAUUCAUCUCUGUAUGGACCGAGAUUAGGAGCCGCUGUUCCCUGAAAAUAUUGGCGCCAUUAGUUGUCUAUUGUUAAAAUGUUUUAUUGUGAUAUGAACUAUUGUUACAAGAUAAAAGGAGAUUUUAAUUAUUAAUCACUUUUGUAAAGAUUGUUUUGUUAAAGUUACGACAAAUUGAGUAAUGGCGGUUGAUAAAAGAAUGAAAAUCACGGAUGGUAUUAAAUAGAUGAAAUGUAACCGAACCCCGUCAUUGUUUUUUGUCGAUUAAAUGCUGAACGUAAUUUAAUAUUUUAUGCAAUUAAUUAUUUGAUAAAUAAAUAAUAUUAAUGGAA
This is a messenger RNA of Patella vulgata (common limpet), 2076 nucleotides long. RefSeq names its product zinc finger protein Noc. The transcript has 2 exons. The record is from RefSeq and is a predicted model, not a curated record. The coding region runs from base 245 to 1789 and encodes 514 amino acids. Lineage: Eukaryota; Metazoa; Mollusca; Gastropoda; Patellidae. Gene Ontology annotation, cellular component: nucleus. Gene Ontology annotation, biological process: negative regulation of DNA-templated transcription.